UAUUUGCAGUUCUCUUGGUUUCUCCAUUCAACAUCUUUCAGGAUGAGUACACUUCUUUUUGCUUCAGGCGUGCUCAUUCUUCUUGUGGGAUUUUAUGUCUCUCCCUCUAUUGUCUUAGGCCUAAUAGGAAUACCGAUAGUUUUUGUGAUAGUCUUUGCAUUGAAGUAUCUUGUAUUUUACAUAAAGGAGUCGAUCUUGGAGGAUCAAAAGCCUCCAAUUGCUGGUCCAAUUCUAAAUUACCUUGUACACUUCAAUAGACUUUUCGAUUAUCAAACAUCUAUUGCUAAGAAAUAUAGCACUUUUCGUCUGAUUACGCCUCUGCAUAGUGAAAUUUACACGGCUGAUCCCCUUAAUGUUGAAUAUGUACUGAAAACCAAGUUCUCCAAUUACGAAAAGGGUGCCUAUAAUUAUGGGAUAAUGAGAGAUCUAUUUGGUGAUGGGAUUUUCGCAGCAGAUGGACAUAAAUGGCGUCACCAGCGGAAGCUUGCAAGCUAUGAAUUCUCAACAAGAGUUCUGAGAGAUUUCAGUAGUGCUGUUUUUCGGGCUAAUGCUGCAAAAUUAGUUUCAAAGAUUACUGUUGCAGCAACAGCUUUGAAGAGCAUAGAUUUGCAGGAUAUGCUAAUGAAAUCGACCUUAGACUCAAUAUUUAAAGUGGGAUUUGGGUUUGAGCUGAAUGCUUUGUCUGGCUUGGAUGAAUUUGGAAGCAGGUUCACCAAAGCCUUUGAUGACUCUAAUAGUAUCGUAUUUUGGCGAUAUGUUGAUCUAAUAUGGGAGCUCAAAAGAUUCCUUAAUUUUGGUUCAGAAGCCUCUCUUAAGCAAAAUAUCAAAGUCAUCAAUGAUUUCAUUUUCGAAAUGAUUCGGUGCAUGAGAGAGCAGAUGAAAACUGGAAAGCUUGAAGCAAGGAAGGAAGAUAUUCUAUCAAGGUUUUUGUUGGAGAGUGAAAAGGAUCCAGAGAACAUGACUGAUCAGUAUUUAAGAGAUAUAACUCUCAAUUUCAUCAUAGCUGGAAAAGACACAUCUGCAAAUACACUUGCAUGGUUCUUUUACAUGCUCUGUAAACAUCCUCUAGUUCAAGAGAAGGUUGUACAAGAAGUCAGAGAAGCAGUUGGAAUUAAGGAAAGUAUGUCUGCUGAUGAAUUUUCGAAAUUGAUGACUGAAGAAGCCCUGGACAAGAUGCAAUACCUUCAUGCAUCUCUGACAGAAACUCUCAGACUCUAUCCAGCUGUUCCUCUGGAUGGAAAGAGUGCUGCAGAGGAUGAUAUUCUUCCUGAUGGCUUCAAGGUGAAGAAAGGAGACGGCAUAACCUACAUGGCUUAUGCGAUGGGAAGGAUGAAAAACAUUUGGGGAGACGAUGCUGAGGAAUUUCAUCCAGAACGAUGGCUUCAUGAUGGCAUCUUUCAACCAGAAAGUCCUUUCAAUUUUACGGCAUUUCAUGCUGGCCCUCGCAUUUGCCUAGGGAAGGAAUUUGCUUACAGGCAAAUGAAGAUCUUGGCUGCUGUUCUCCUCUACUUCUUUAGGUUCAAACUUGUGGAUGCGAGGAAGGCAGCUACUUAUCGAACAAUGUUUACCCUUCACUUAGAUAAAGGGCUACAUCUAUAUGCAUCUCCCAGGCUGUAAAACUCAGGUGUUAAGUGUGUGCUAAUGUAUUCUUCUUUGCCUUCCGUUUAUGUUUCU
Populus nigra (black poplar) is the source of this 1674-nucleotide messenger RNA. RefSeq names its product cytochrome P450 704C1-like. Lineage: Eukaryota; Viridiplantae; Streptophyta; Magnoliopsida; Malpighiales; Salicaceae. The transcript is spliced from 6 exons. Gene Ontology annotation, molecular function: heme binding; monooxygenase activity; oxidoreductase activity, acting on paired donors, with incorporation or reduction of molecular oxygen. The record is from RefSeq and is a predicted model, not a curated record. Bases 43 to 1617 code for a protein of 524 amino acids.